GUCCACAGUCCGUCCUGGAUGCAUCAGCAGUCGUACCUCAUGCAGCCAGCUGGCACAGUGCUGACCCCCACGCUGGAACAUGCCAUGUCCAUCCAGCCCACCUCCCUCAUGGGACCCCUCGCCCAGCAGCUCAGCCACAUGUCCAUGGGCAGCACGGGCACUUACAUGCCGGCCAGCGCGGCCAUGCAGGGGGCGUACAUGCCUCAGUACACCACCGUGCCUCCGUCCGGCGUCUCCGUGGAGGACAACGGUCAGCAGGUCAUGGAGAGCCCUGCAGACCACUCAAACUACUCCUACCAACACACCAAGUGAAGCUACGCUCUCGACCAAUGAGGGGGCUGCAGGCGCGUCCUGAGCUGAACCAAUGAGGGUUCUCCUGGGAGGAAGAACAUGUUCCAUUCCAAGAACUACAGCGUUGGACAGGAACACGGAUGACAAAAGGAACGUGUGUAUUUUCAAAGAUAUAAAAAAGGACAAACAUCGCUUCAUUUAAAGUUUUCACUUCUUCGUCCGGAGGUCAAAUCUCCCACGGUGAAAACUUUUACUUUGAAGCUUUGAUCUAUUUUCAUAACUGAGGAAAUCACAACAAAAAAAAAAGGAAACAGGAAAAGACACAUUAUUUUGGUGCACGUAAUAUAACAAAUUCUUAUUUUUUAAAAAGGCAUUCUGGAUGUUUCAGAGUGAUUUAAGGAUUCAAGUUGUAACACAAUGUGUCUUUUAUUUUUUUUGUAAAAUAUGCAGACUUUUAUUUUUUUUUCUAUUUCCUGAUGUCAGUUUUUUGUCUAUUUGCAGCAGUAGAGUAGAGUUUGUACAGAUUGAACCUAAGGCCUUUUUUUGUGUGUUUGGUGACAUUUAAAGUAGCGAAACAAACGGUUUGCGUCUCCUCCUCCAGGGUCAGAAGAGCCACUCAUAUUCCAAAAUAAAAGUUGGCUCUUUAUAUUUUAUUCAUUUGCAGAAAUUGUACACAGAUGUACAUCUGAACAAAAGACAAUCAUAAUUAUUUAUCUUUCUAUUGUUCAUGCAGCUCUUUAGUAAGUGAUUCUACACCGCGCCACUUAUAGCCAAGCACUUAUUUAAUGCUUUUGUCUGUUAAUUUUAACUAAAGCUUCAAACAUUUUUAUUUUUUUUUAAUAAGUAAGAAAUAGAAAAUGAGGAUCUGAAUCGGAUCUGUUCAGUUUAAGGGAUUCCUCACGGGCAGUAACCACAUUGACACUAAUCCAAUGGACACUAACCUCACGGACACUAACCAUAUGAACACUAGUCUGAAGGAACAGCUCUCCAGGUGAAGUGUGUGUUCAUGGUUUAGAGUGAAAAUAAUAACGCAUCUUUUAUUACAGUCCCGACGGUCUCAUAGUGUCCCUUUAAGGGUGUCGCACUUAGCGUAGCAACAUACAAUGCACCCACACAACAUACUUCGUACACUAAGCACCACAUACACACAAUUCGAGAACAGACUGCCUUCAAUCAAAGACAAUUUUCUAAUAUGGCAACAUGUCGGACGAAUAAAGCUUUUGAACUUUGAACAUCUAAAUAAAACCACCCAACAGAGGAGACUUUAGAAGGACCAGGCUGAUCCAACUAACAUAGAGCCGAGGUGAGAGUCCUGCAGCAGACUACUAUCAUAUCGUUUCUUUGAGCUAACAGACUACUUAUGAGACGGAGGAAAUGUGUUUCUGGCAUUAAGGCCCAAUCCCAUUUCUACCCCUUACCCCUUCCCAUUCCCCCUCCCCCUUGUUUUGAAGGGGUAAGGGGAAGGGGUAAGGGGUAGAAUUGGGAUUGGGCCUAAGAGAAAUGGUGAACUCAUCAUCUCUGCUGUCUGAUGAACACCGGAGGGUAGAGUUGCAGGAGGGGUUAGGGGCUAGUAGAGUACAGGAGAGGUCAGGGGUCAGUGGGGGGUCGGGAGGGGCCAGUAGCGGUCAGGAGGGGGAGCUGGAACACUUUGUUUCCCUGCUGCUGCCGUUGCCGCACUUCUAGAUUUGUACUUCUAUGUUUGGCACAAGCCGAUUGUGUUCCAUGUUUUGGUUGAAUCUGUCAACAAUGACGCUUUAUUUUUGAUUUUCCUUUUUACUGUAGAAUAGAUUGUAGCUGUAGAGAAAUAAGUUUGCUAGUGAUUAGAUGUUUUUUGAACUGUCCUUUGUUACUGGUUGUCUUUUGAUGUGUUUGUUCUCAACAGGCUGUGCUGUUUAUUGUGCGUUCGCACGCGGUCCAAGGUAACACAGUGGUGUGGCGUUGUUGUGACGUUGCCGUGGGUUUCAGAGCACUCGUGGGUCUCUGUGAGGGGCGUGUCCUCAGUGGACGAGGCCUCCCUCACUUCCUGUUUGGUUCAAAGAGAAAGCAGGUUGUGAACUUUGUACAUACACCGUCUGCAGCUUGUCCUGAUUCCAGUCGGGACAAGUAACACACUGCUUGUGUUAUCGUUUCUACUGCUCCAAGAGGCAACACACACACACACACACACACACACACA
This is a messenger RNA of Gadus morhua (Atlantic cod), 2467 nucleotides long. RefSeq names its product RNA-binding motif, single-stranded-interacting protein 2. The record is from RefSeq and is a predicted model, not a curated record. Lineage: Eukaryota; Metazoa; Chordata; Actinopteri; Gadiformes; Gadidae.